Molecule: messenger RNA, 1590 nt
Organism: Naumovozyma dairenensis CBS 421
Lineage: Eukaryota; Fungi; Ascomycota; Saccharomycetes; Saccharomycetales; Saccharomycetaceae
Gene: HPC2
Product: Hpc2p
Exons: 1
Coding region: 1-1590 (529 amino acids)
Source: RefSeq, a predicted model, not a curated record
AUGACUGCCUAUAAAAGUCCAAACAUAACGGCGGAUAUGGCCAAGUCAGUCUACACUAAAAGGGAAGAGCUAGCAACGACUGGCAAAACAUUGAAAAGGAAGGCUAUCAAUACAGAGAAUAGUAACCCAAAGAGAGAAAAGAAGGCUUCGGCUACAUUAACUACUGGCGACAUCAAUGCAAGGAGGAUACCAAAUAUAGCUCAGGAACUAGCUAAGAAUAGAAAUUUUGUGAAAACCUCCUCGCCAUCUCUCUCACCAUCUUCGGAUUCAAAUAUUACCACGGCGAGUUCUUUCUCGACAAGUGCACAGACAAUACUCUCCAACAUUGUUCCAAAAAAUGAGGACCAAGGUCAAGAAAGUAAUGUAAAACCUACCGUGAAACAACGAUCAAAACCAAAAGUCAAGCCUAAACCGAAAGAGGGGCAGCCAUCCACAGAGACUUCUAAACCUAAGACAACCAUCAAAAAACCAUCAGUAACUGCCAAAGCUAUUAAACCUAAGCCAGUGGUACAGUCUAUUGAGCACAAAGAAAACCUACCCAAUAAGUCGUUGAAGAUUUCGUCUCUUUUAACAUCAGAUACAGACGAAAGCAAUACAACCAACAUCCCCAUAAAACCCAAAGUUAUUCUUCCGACGCAGAGCAUGUCAGCUUCUAAACUUGUAGUGGAUAAUCUUCAAGACACAAUAAUAGCUAGAACACCGACGCCAGUUAACGUAGAACCGACACAAGUAUUAACAAAGAAGCCUGCUCAUCUAAAACGUAGUCAAAGUUCACUCGCGGUAUCCCUGAAAAGGAAUAUACCCACCGCAGUCGAGAAAGCCCAGAAGUCUAAUUCGAUGUCUACUCCUUCUAUAACUCCAAAGAAGAAAUCUACUAAGAAGAAACCCUUACAUACAUCGAAACAAACAGAGGUAAAACCGGAUGAUACAGUUGCUCAAACGACACCUAAAUCUGCACCAAGAUUGGUUCCUCCUCCACCAUUAAAAUCGGCUUCAUUGGUUGAUGUAUUUGAAAAUCCCUCCACAAAAAGCAUAGAAAAUAGUGAAGCGAACGGAAUAAUACUCGAUAUUCCUUUAUAUUCAACAAGGAGUAAUGAUUAUUUAGAUGAAAAUGGUACUGUUGUAUUCAAUGUCUAUAGAUUAUUACAAGAAAACGCAUCAACAAAAGAAGAUAUUGAAUCCUUAAAGAAAAUGAAGAGGAACCUUCUUACCCAAUUGAAUGAUAAACCUGAAUCGGUAAUUUCCACAGGUCGGCCGGACGAUUAUAAGAACAACAAUACUCUUGAAGAGGAAGACGAAGAUGGUGCAGUUACCGUCAUACGUGAUGAAGAAGAUGAAAUGCUGGAUGACGAAGAAGCAACUGAGACAUCGCCAAAGAAAAGAUCACACCCCAUGAAGGGAAAAAGUAUGAUUGGGAAGUAUGACUUUGACGAUCCUUUCAUAGACGAUACCGAAUUAUUAUGGGAAGAACAACAAGCAUCAACUAAAGAUGGGUUCUUCGUCUAUUUCGGCCCGUUAGUAGAGAAAGGACAAUAUGCUCGUUUGGAGAAGACAAGCACUACUACAAAAAGAGGUAGCAGUAAGAAAUGA